AUGACGUCGCUCAGUGCCCAGCAAAAAGUCUUCGGCGUCUACGAGCUCGCGGAGCACAUCAUCGCAUCUGCGGCUCCUCGCACAAUACUGAAUCUCCAGCGAGUCAACCGCUCAUUCCGAGAUAUUACAAAGAAGUCGAGAAAAGUCCAGCGCGCACUAUGGCUCCUCCCCGAUCCCCGCCUGCAGCUCAGUGAAGAAGGAAAGAUCAUGGUCAAUCCACUUCUGCUCGAGCACGUUGAGAAGUUCGACUGGCAGAAGAUGCGGUAUGCUCCUCGCGCGGACCACCCAUCUGAAUUCCUCGUGAGCUUGGUUCGGUUUCCCGACGCACCGCGUGACUACAGGGAUAAGAGGGCCAUGGUCAAGAUGCAUCCGACACCCGACUGGAGUAUUGACACGCCCGAUUCGAGGAUGUUCAAGCUCAAUGAGCGUCGACUACGACAACUGAGCCUUGUCAAAACCGUCUACCCAGCAGAACGCGUUCGACAACUGCCAUCCGAGAUUAAUGUCAACGACAUUGAGAUUGUCACGAACCGGGUUCGUUUUCUGAGAGACUUUCUGGAGGAUCCGGGUAGCUGGAAGGACAUGCUUCUGUUCCAGCCGAAUCMUUUCGUCGACAGAGAUGCGACUUUUGGGUACUGGGUGUAUCAGAAGGGAAAGGUGGAUGAGUUGAGAUGUAAUGGCGGCAAGUGGGCCGUGGAUCUGACUGUGGGAGAUGUCCUCAAGACGGUUCUGCGCCUCAAUCGCGAUUUGGAGACGAGUGAGGAGAGUUGGAUAUGUCGCCUGAGUGACUGCAUACAGAGAUGCGGGUCGUGCUAG
Molecule: messenger RNA, 816 nt
Organism: Ramularia collo-cygni
Lineage: Eukaryota; Fungi; Ascomycota; Dothideomycetes; Mycosphaerellales; Mycosphaerellaceae
Exons: 1
Coding region: 1-816 (271 amino acids)
Source: RefSeq, a predicted model, not a curated record